AUGAAGAAGGUUCACCAUGUACACCCAAACAUCUUCGCCAUCAUCAGAGUGUUCCAGGAGAUUCAGGCAGCCAACGAGAUCAACAGGAUACAACGAGAUGCAGGAGGAUUCAACAGACCACGCGAGAAACGAUACCGAAACAUCAGCAGCCGACUGACCCAGCUGAAGGAGCGCCUUGAGAACCAGACGAUGGAUCUUAUGGAAAAUCUAAAGGAUGGAAGCUGCAUCAUUGACGGAAUUCCACGAAGAGAAGGAUAUAGAUAUGUGGAUUGUUCUGUUAUCAUGCUGAUGGCAGACGAACAACUUGAAAAUUACAUUCCAGAGUAUGGGGACAGACUUGCAGUCAAAGAUUUUUGCAGGCGCCAUAAUGGAAAUACGUCGAAAGAGCUAAGACACUGUUCUUUCCAAACGAUAAAUCUGUCCGUGGUUCCGGACUCCACCACUCUGACCUCUCAGGACACCACCACUCCGGACACUCCGGACUCCACCACUCCGACCUUUCAGGACACCACCACUCCAGACUUUCCGGACUCAACCACUCCAGACUCUCAGGACACCACCACUCCGGACUCUCAGGACUCCACCAUUCCAAACUCUCAGGACACCACCACUCCGACCUUUCAGAACACCACAACUCCAGACUCUCCGUACUCCACCACUCCGAAAUUUCAGGACACCACCACUUCAGACUCUUCGGACUUCACCACUGCGGCCUUUCAGGACACCACCACUCCAGACUCUCCGGACUCAACCACUCCAGACUCUCAGGACACCACCACUCUGGACUCUCUGGACUCCACCAUUCCAAACUGUCAGGACACCACCACUCCGACCUUUCAGGACACCACCACUCUAGACUCUCCGGACUCCACCACUCCGACCUUUCAGGACUCCACCACUCCGACCUUUCAGGACACCACCACUCCAGACUCUCCGGACUCCACCACUCCGACCAUUCAGGACUCCACCACUCCGACCUUUCAGGACACCACCACUCCAGACUCUCCGUACUCCACCACUUCGACCUUUCAGGACACCACCACUCCAGACUCUUCGGACUCUACCACUCCAGACUCUCAGGAAUCCACCACUCCAGACUCUCCGGACUCCAUCACUUUGACCUUUCAGGACUCCACCACUCCGACCUUUCAGGACACCACCACUCCAGACUCUCCGGACUCCACCACUCCGACCAUUCAGGACUCCACCACUCCGACCUUUCAGGACACCACCACUCCAGACUCUCCGUACUCCACCACUUCGACCUUUCAGGACACCACCACUCCAGACUCUUCGGACUCUACCACUCCAGACUCUCAGGAAUCCACCACUCCAGACUCUCCGGACUCCAUCACUUUGACCUUUCAAGACUCAACCACUCCGACCUUUCAGGACACCACCACUCCAGACUCUCCGGACUGUACCACUCCGGACUCUCCGGACUCCACCACUUCGACCUUUCAGGACACCACCACUCCAGACUCUCUGGACUCUACCACUCCGGCCUUUCAGGACACCGCCACUCCACACUCUCCGGACACCACCACUCUCCGGAGACACCACCACUCCAGACUCUUCGGACUCUACCACUCCCGACUCUCAGGAAUCCACCACUCCAGACUCUCCGGCCUCCAUCACUUUGACCUUUCAAGACUCAACCACUCCGACCUUUCAGGACACCACCCCUCCAGACUCUUCGGACUCUACCCCUCCAGACUCUCAGGAAUCCACCACUCCAGACUCUCCGGACUCCAUCAUUUUGAUCUUUCAGGACUCCACCACUCCGACCUUCAGGACUCUACUUUCAGGACACCACCCCUCCAGACUCUUCGGACUCUACCCCUCCCCACCACUCCAGACUCUCCGGACUCCACCACUCCGACCUUUCAGGACACCACCACUCCGGACUCUCCGGACUCCACCAUUCCGAACUCUCCAGACACCACCACUCCGACCAUUCAUCACACGACCACACCAGAGUCUACGGACACCACCACUCCGACCUUUCAGGACACCACAACUCCAGACUCUCCGUACUCCACCACUUCGACCUUUCAGGACUCCACCACUCCAGACUCUCAGGAAUCCACCACUCCAGACUCCCCGGACUCCACCACUCCGACCAUUCAGGACUCCACCACUCCGACCUUUCAGGACACCACCGAUUCAGACUCUCCGGACUCUACCACUCCGGCCUUUCAGGACACCACCACUCCAGACUCUCCGGACUCUACCACUCCAGACUCUCAGGAAUCCACCACUCCAGACCCUCCGGACUCCACCACUCCGACCAUUCAGGACUCCACCACUCCGACCUUUCAGGCCUCCACCGAUUCAGACUCUCCGGACUCUACCACUCCGGCCUUUCAGGACACCACCACUCCACACUCUCCGGACACCACCACUCCAGACUCUCCGGACUCCACCACUCCGACCUUUCAGGACACCACCACUCCGGACUCUCCGGACUCCACCAUUCCAAACUCUCAGGACACCACCACUCCAGAGUCUCAGGACACCACCACUCCGGACUCUCCUGACUCCACCACUCCGACCUUUCAGGACUCUUACACUCCGGCCUUUCAGGACACCACCACUCCGGACUCUCCGGACUCCACCAUUCCAAACUAUCAGGACACCAUCACUCCAGACUCUCCGGACACCACCACUCCGGACUAUCCGGACUCCACCAAUCCGAACUCUCCGGACACCACCACUCCGACCAUUCAGGACACCACCACCCCAGACUCUCCGGACUCCACCAUUCCAAACUAUCAGGACACCAUCACUCCCGACUCUCCGGACACCACCACUCCGGACUCUCCGGACUCCACCAAUCCGACCUCUCCGGACACCACCACUCCGACCAUUCUGGACACCACCACACCAGACUCUCCGGACACCCCCACUCCGGACUAUCCGGACUCCACCAAUCCGAACUCUCCGGAUACCACCACUCCGACCAUUCAGGACCCCACCACUCCAGACUCUCAGGACCCCACGACUCCGGACUCUCCGGACUCCACCACUCCGACCUUUCAGGACUCUUACACUCCGGCCUUUCAGGACACAACCACUCCGGCCUCUCCGGACUCCACCAUUCCAAACUAUCAGGACACCAUCACUCCAGACUCUCCGGACACCACCACUCCGGACUCUCCGGACUCCACCAAUCCGAACUCUCCGGACACCAGCACUCCGACCAUUCAGGACACCACCACACCAGACUCUCCGGACACCACCACUCCGACCUUUCAGGACACCACAACUCCAGACUCUCAGUACUCCACCACUUCGACCUAUUCUCAGGACUCCACCACUCCAGACUCUGAGGACAUAACCACUCCAGACUCUCCGGACUCCACCACUCCGGCCUUUCAGGACACCACCACUCCAGACUCUCCGGACUCCAUCACUCCGACCUUUCAGGACACCACCACUCCAGACUUUCCGGACUCUACCACUCCGGCCUUUCAGGACACCACCACUCCAGACUCUCCGGACUCGACCACUCCAGACUCUCAGGACACCACCACUCUGGACUCUCUGGACUCCACCAUUCCAGUUUGUCAGGACACCACCACUCCGACCUUUCAGGACACCACCACUCCAGACUCUCCGUACUCCAUUACUUCGACCUUUCAGGUCACCACCACUCCAGACUACUCGGACUCUACCACUCCAGACUCUCAGGAAUCCAACACUCCAGACUCCUCGGACUCUACCACUCCGACCUUUCAGGACACCACCACUCCAGACUUUCCGGACUCUACCACUCCGGCCUUUCAGGACACCACCACUCCACACUCUCCGGACACCACCACUCCGGACUCUCCGGACUCCACCACUCCGACCUUUCAGGACACCACCACUGCAGACUCUCCGGACUCAACCACUCCAGACUCUCAGGACACCACCACUCUGGACUUUCUGGACUCCACCAUUCCAAACUGUCAGGACACCACCACUCCGACCUUUCAGAACACCACCACUCUAGACUCUCCGGACUCCACCACUCCGACCAUUCAGGACUCCACCACUCCGACCUUUCAGGACACCACCACUCCACACUCUCCGGACACCACCACUCCGGACUCUCCGGACUCCACCACUCCGAACUAUCAGGACACCAUCACUCCAGACUCUCCGGACCCCACCACUCCGGACUCUCCGGACUCCACCAUUCCGAAAUCUCCGGACACCACCACUCUGACCAUUCAGGACACCACCACACCAGACUCUCCGGAUACCACCACUCCGACCUUUCAUGAUGCCACAACUCCAGACUCUCCGUACUCCACCACUCCGACCUUUCAGGACACCACCACUGACACCACCACUCCGGACUCUCCGGACUCCACCACUCCGAACUAUCAGGACACCAUCACUCCAGACUCUCCGGACGCCACCACUCCGGACUCUCCGGACUCCACCAUUCCGAACUAUCAGGACACCAUCACUCCAGACUCUCCGGACACCACCACUCCGGACUCUCCGGACUCAACCAUUCCAAACUCUCGGGACACCACCACUCCAGACUCUCAGGACCCCACCACUCCGGACUCUCCGGACUCCACCACACCGACCUUUCAGGACUCUACCACUCCGGCCUUUCAGGACACCACCACUCCAGACUCUCCGGACUCCACCACUCCAGACUCUCAGGAAUCAACCACUCCAGACUCUCCGGACUCCACCACUCCGACCAUUCAGGACACCACCACUCCGACCUUUCAGGACACCACCACUCCACACUCUCCGGACACCACCACUCCGGACUCUCCGGACUCCACCAUUCCAAACUUUCAGGACACCACCACUCCACACUCUCCGGACACCACCACUCCGGACGCUCCGGACUCCACCAUUCCAAACUCUCAGGACACCACCACUCCGGACUCUCCGGACUCCACCAUUCCAAACUCUCAGGACACCACCACUCCACACUCUCCGGACACCACCACUCCGGACUCUCCGGACUCCACCAUUCCAACCUCUCAGGACACCACCACUCCGGACUCUCCGGACUCCACCAUUCCAACCUCUCAGGACACCACCACUCCAGACUCUCAGGACACCACCACUCCAGACUCUCCGGACACCAUCACUCCUGACUCUCCGGACUCCACCAUUCCGAAUUCUCCGGACACCACCACUCCGACCAUUCAGGACACCACCACACCAGACUUUCUGGACAACACCACUCCGACCUUUCAGGACACCACAACUCCAGACUCUCCACUCCCCGGACUCCACCACUCCACAUUCUCCGGACACCACACUCCGGACUCUCCGGACUCAACCAUUUCGAACUCUCAGGACACCACCACUCCAGACUCUCAGGACUCCACCACUCCGACCACUCAGGACUCUAACACUCCGGACUCUCCGGACUCCACCACUCCGACCUUUCAGGACACCGACACUCCAGACUCUCCGGACUCAACCACUCCAGACUCUCAGGACACCACCACUCCGGACUCUCCGGACUCCACCAUUCCAAACUCUCAGGACACCACCACUCCACACUCUCCGGACACCACCACUCCGACCUUUCAGGACACCACCACUCCAGACUCUCCGUACUCCAUUACUUCGACCUUUAAGGUCACCACCACUCCAGACUCCUCGGACUCUACCACUCCAGACUCUCAGGAAUCCACCAUUCUAGACUCCUCGGACUCUACCACUCCAGACUCUCAGGAAUCCACCACUCCAGACUCUCCGGACACCACCACUCCGACCUUUCAGGACACCCCCCCUCCAGACUCUCAGGACUCCCCCACUCCAGACUCUGAGGACACAGCCACUCCGGAGUCUCCGGACUCCACCAUUCCGAACUAUCAGGACACCAUCACUCCAGACUCUCCGGACCCCACCACCCCGGACUCUCCGGACUCCACCAUGCCGAACUCUCUGGACACCACCACUCCGACCAUUCAGGACCCCCCCCCACCAGACGCUCCGGACACCACCACUUCGACCUUUCAGGACACCAUCACUCCAGACUCUCCGGACUCUACCCCUCCGGCCUUUCAGGACACCACCACUCCACACCCUCCGGACACCACCACUCCGGGCUCUCCGGACUCCACCAUUCCGAACUCUCUGGACACCACCACUCCGGCCAUUCAGGACACCACCACACCAGACUCUCCGGACACCACCGCUUCGACCUUUCAGGACACCACCAGCCCAGACUCUCCGGACUCCACCACUCCAGACUCUCAGGAAUCCACCGCUCCAGACUCUCCGGACUCCAUUACUUCGACCUUUAAGGUCACCCCCACUCCAGCCACCUCGGACUCUGCCACUCCAGACUCUCAGGAAUCCGCCAUUCUAGACUCCUCGGACUCAACCACUCCAGACUCUCAGGAAUCCGCCAUUCUAGACUCCUCGGACUCAACCACUCCAGACUCUCAGGACCCCACCCCUCUGGACUCUCUGGACCCCACCAUUCCGGACUCUCCGGCCUCCACCAUUCCAAACUAUCAGGACACCAACACUCCAGACUCUCCGCACUCUACCACUCCGGCCUUUCAGGACACCACCACUCCAUACUCUCUGGACACCACCAUUCCGGACUCUCCGGACUCCACCAUUCCAAACUAUCAGGACACCAUCACUCCAGACUCUCAGGACUCCACCACUCCAGACUCUGAGGACACAACCACUCCGGAGUCUCCGGACUCCACCACUUCGGACACCACCACUCCACACUCUCCGGACACCACCACUCCGGACUCUCCGGACUCCACCAUUCCGAACUCUCCGGACACCACCACUCCGACCAUUCAGGACACCACCACACCAGACUCUACGGACACCACCACUCCGACCUUUCAGGACACCACAACUCCAGACUCUCCGUACUCCACCACUUCGACCUUUCAGGACACCACCAGUCCAGACUCUCCGGACUCCACCACUCCAGACUCUCAGGAAUCCACCACUCCAGACUCUCCGGACUCCACCACUCCGACCAUUCAGGACUCCACCACUCCGACCUUUCAGGACACCACCACUCCAGACUCUCCGGACUCUACCACUCCGGCCUUUCAGGACACCACCACUCCACACUCUCCGGACACCACCACUCCGGAAUCUCCGGACUCCACCAUUCCAAACUAUCAGGACACCAUCACUCCAGACUCUUCGGACACCACCACUCCGGACUCUCCGGACUCCACCAUUCCGAACUCUCAGGACACCACCACUCCAGACUCUUCGGACACCACCACUCCGGACUCUCCGGACUCAACCAUUCCAAACUAUCAGGACACCAUUACUCCAGACUCUCAGGACUCUACCACUCCAGACUCUGAGGACACAACCACUACCACUCCGGCCUUUCAGGACACCCCCACCCCACACUCUCCGGACACCACCACUCCGGAAUCUCCGGACCCCACCAUUCCAAACUAUCAGGACACCAUUACUCCAGACUCUCAGGACCCCACCACUCCAGACUCUGAGGACACAACCCCUCCGGACUCUCCGGACUCCACCAUUCCAAACUAUCAGGACACCAUUACUCCAGACUCUCAGGACUCCACCACUCCAGACUCUGAGGACACAACCACUCCGGACUCUCCGGACUCCACCACUCCGGCUUUUCAGGACACCACCACUCCACAUUCUCCGGACACCACACUCCGGACUCUCUGGACUCCACCAUUUCGAACUCUCAGGACACCACCACUCCAGACUCUCAGGACUCCACCACUCCGACCACUCAGGACUCUAACACUCCGGACUCUCCGGACUCCACCACUCUGA
Molecule: messenger RNA, 7779 nt
Organism: Mizuhopecten yessoensis (Yesso scallop)
Lineage: Eukaryota; Metazoa; Mollusca; Bivalvia; Pectinida; Pectinidae
Product: mucin-12-like
Exons: 9
Coding region: 1-7779 (2592 amino acids)
Source: RefSeq, a predicted model, not a curated record